CCUCCUCCUCCCGAUCGCCGCUCCCGCGGAGCCGGAGCCGCGCGGGCUGCCCGGGAACGGCCAGCGCCGGGAGAGCCCCCGCGCCGGGGCUGCCGGAGAUGCCCAUGGAGGAUGGGACGAGGCCGAGGGGACGGCAGGUCAACGGUGAGGUCAGCGGUGUCCCCCGGCCCAGGGGGAUGGGGGACCCCUCGCUCCGGGGCACGGCAGCACCCGCUGCCAGCAGGACAGACGCGAUGGCAGAGGGCUGUGAGCCGGGGCCGGCACUGGGUGACGGGGAUGUGACCCCCGGGGGAGCCCCAGAGCGAGCAUGGCAGCCCGAGGAAGCCCUGAUGACCGAGCUUUCGGAGCUGGUGCAGAAGGUGGUGAAGAGCAGCAGCUGGUGGGAACGGCACGGCGUGGACAUCAGCAUCCUUGCCUGCAGCUUCCUCCUGCUGCCAGCAGGGUUCCUGUGCCUGCGGUCAUCCCAGGCCAUCCCUUUCCUGGCGGGUGUCCUCACCCUUGGCGUGGUGCAUCACACCCUGACUGUCAAGGGCAGCCACCUGGCCAGCCACAAUGCCUUGACUGAGUCCAAGCCCUGGAGCAAAGUGUGGGCUAUCUUCUUCAUUGAGCUCUGCUCAGCUUUCACAGUUGAGCAGGCCACGUACAACCACGUGAAGAUCCACCACGGCUACACCAACAUCAUUGGACUGGGGGACUCCAGCACGUGGAAGCUUCCCUUCCUGAACCGCUACGUCUACAUGUUCAUGGCUCCUCUCGCAGUGCCCAUCCUAACCCCUCUGGUGGCACUUGAUUUAUUGAGGAACGUGGAGUGGAAGGCAGCUCUCCGGACCCUGUGCUGCAUGUUUCUGGGGUUUUACUGCCAUUACUGGCUCCUGCUCCAUGUCUCGGGCUUCCAGUCGCCGUGGUCUGCCCUGCUCUGCAUGCUGGUCACCCGCUCCCUCCUGGCCCAUCCCUACAUCCAUGUCAACAUAUUCCAGCACAUUGGCCUCCCCAUGUUCGCGGCCGACCGCAAACCCAAGCGGAUCCACCUCAUGAGCCUGGGUGUCCUCAACCUGCCCCGCAACCCCCUCCUCGACUGGUCCUUCGGCCACUCGCUCAUCAGCUGCCACGUGGAGCAUCACCUCUUCCCCAGCCUCUCUGACAACAUGUGCCUGAAGAUCAAGCCCAUCGUCUCCCAGUACCUGAAGCAGAAGAAGCUGCCCUACAACGAGGACACCUACAGCUCCAGGCUCUGGCUGUUCCUCCAGAGAUACGAGGAGCUGAUGGUCCAUGCUCCCCCCAUAACGGAGCUGGUGGGCAUCCAGUGAGGACCACGGGGGCUGCAGCACCUGGGGGGCUGUUUCCCGCAGGGACAUUCAGAGGGAUGGUUUUAGCAGGAACCAGCACCUCCAUGAAGUCAUGGUGUAGAAACAUCCCUCCCUGAACUCUUGCUUUUGGCUAGAAAAUGGUGCACAGAGCCAUGGCAGGGGGAGAGCAACACCAGGGACACAAAAAUCGGGGUUCCCCACAGUUAUUCCCAGCCAGGGCUUACUUUUAUCCACUCUGCUUUGACACUUGGGGAGAGGAAACCACCCCGUCCAUGGGGGAUGUGACACCACGUCCGGGACACGCAGAACUGAGAAGCACCAGGAUCUGCAGGAUGGAGCUGCAGCUGUUUGUUCGGGGUCUCAGGGAAGGGGUGGAUGUGGGAAGGGGGCUGUGUCACUGCUGCUUGUGCUUUGGGCUAAAUCAGUCCCUUCUAGGAACAAAGAUUUGUUUCAAAGAUAAGCUCGGCCUUAA
Messenger RNA from Pyrgilauda ruficollis (rufous-necked snowfinch), 1779 nucleotides. It is a transcript of the gene FADS6, whose product is annotated as fatty acid desaturase 6. Lineage: Eukaryota; Metazoa; Chordata; Aves; Passeriformes; Passeridae. Gene Ontology annotation, biological process: lipid metabolic process. The transcript is spliced from 7 exons. Gene Ontology annotation, molecular function: oxidoreductase activity, acting on paired donors, with oxidation of a pair of donors resulting in the reduction of molecular oxygen to two molecules of water. The coding region runs from base 99 to 1307 and encodes 402 amino acids. Gene Ontology annotation, cellular component: membrane. The record is from RefSeq and is a predicted model, not a curated record.